Pyricularia pennisetigena is the source of this 336-nucleotide messenger RNA. RefSeq lists its product as uncharacterized. The record is from RefSeq and is a predicted model, not a curated record. The transcript is spliced from 2 exons. NCBI's taxonomy places the organism in Eukaryota, Fungi, Ascomycota, Sordariomycetes, Magnaporthales, Pyriculariaceae. Bases 1 to 336 code for a protein of 111 amino acids.
AUGGGUCCCUUGAUUGAUAAGAAUCCCCUCUGUCUUUAUGCAACCGAAUCUAGCAAGGCCUGGAGCAGGUAUAUUAAAGACGCAUCAGUGCUCUUUGCAUACGUUAUGUUCAUGGGCGAAACGGUCGUUGGCAAGUUCGGCAACAAGGCAACAGGGCGCAUAAUCCUUGCGCACCCCAUUGUGCAGGUUGCAGAGAUGGUAGGAUAUCAACUACGGCCUAUUGUUAUUACGAGCAAGUGGCAGGCACGUUUCGGCAAGGAGCUGGCCGCUCCGGCUCGCUGGAGAAAAGUCAACCCGAACUCGACUGCUGCGAUUAGGGCUGCGAAGCAGAUCUAG